Messenger RNA from Ziziphus jujuba (common jujube), 2290 nucleotides. RefSeq lists its product as uncharacterized. The record is from RefSeq and is a predicted model, not a curated record. The coding region runs from base 767 to 1624 and encodes 285 amino acids. NCBI's taxonomy places the organism in Eukaryota, Viridiplantae, Streptophyta, Magnoliopsida, Rosales, Rhamnaceae. The transcript has 4 exons.
UACGUUGGUACCAGAUCAGUUAGUAUGAUUCUAAGUUAUCUAAUGUCACGUUUAAAAAAAUUACCAUGUCAUCAAGAGUUAAACAUCCCAAAUAAUAUUUCACACGCUGUUUCUCUCCCCUGUUUUCUCUUUCCUCUGGAUUCAGAUCUGGAUUUAGGAUCCUUCUUCUGUCUAUUCUCAAAUUCCACCAUAGAAGACUCUAAAUCUCAUUCCACUUUUAUAUCAUUUCACAAUCAUUUUCUUUGAUGGACAGGAAGAGCACAAGAAAGAUAUAGUAGAAAAGAAAGGAACAAUCCAUUCUGAGGAUUUUCUUCCCUCCUUUUUAAAGCUUUAAGUUUUAGAAGACUCUGAACCAUACUCCACUUUUCUAUCAUUUUACAACCAUUUUCUUUGAUGGAUAGGUAGAGCACAAAAAAGAAAUAGUAGAAUAGUAGAAAGGAAAGGAACAAAGCACUCUAAGGGCGUGUUUGUUUCACCGGAUUGGACAGGAUUGUGUCCCAAUCCGGUGUUUGGAAGGAACAAAUGAAGGAGCGGAUAAGUUAGCUGCUACAGUGAAAUAAUCCCCCGAGAGGGGGAUUAAGCUAACCUGUCCUUCCCCCUGGGUCAAAUUUCUGUCCGGAGCUCAUCGAAGGCGUUGGUGGUGUCUCUCGCGUGCCUCUGCCCAGAUCAAGCUCUGUGUUCUUCUUCUUGAAUCUGAUCGCAUCAUAGCUCGUCUCCAACAACCAUAUUCACUAGAUUGCAUUCCAGUGGAGGCAGAGUAUCAGCAAUGGAAGUUGGAGGUAGCAGUAACGAUAAUAGGGGUGGUGACUCUAGGCGUACAUGGACUCAACGAGAGGAAGAAGCUUUACUGAUUAUCUUAGAUGAAGCUGUAGCUAGUGGGCAACGUUGUGAUACAGGGUCAUUUAAGCCUGGCACACUUACUAUGAUUGAGAGGCGACUAUCUGAUCUGUGUCCUAAUUCGAGACUACGAGCCAAUCCACAUAUUGAGUCGAAGAUGAGAAAGUGGAAGAAGCAAUAUGGUAUAAUAUAUGACAUGUUGAACAAAAGUGGAUUUGGAUGGAAUGACUCUCUUAAAUGCGUGGAGGUUGACAGUGAAGAAGUUUGGCAAGCAUAUGUGCAGAGUGCCCCAAGUGCAAAAGGUUGGAGAGGAAAAUCUUUUCCUAUUUAUGAGAAGCUUGCUAAUAUUUUUGGGAAGGAUCGGGCAACCGGACAUGGAGCACAAACUCCAAUUGAUAUGAUCAAUGAAAUAAAUCUAGACACUGCAGAUGAACCAAUUGAUAAUGUCGAUUCUCCAAUGUCUGUGAAUCGAGGAGGUAGUGAACCAUCUACACAAGUCCAAGCAAGAGGUAAACGAAAAUCUAGAUCGAAGGACGAUGACAUUGUAGCCGGGUUAGGCAAUGCAGCAGAGAAAUUAUUUGAUAAAUUGGCUGCAAAGUUGGAAAAAUCCGAGGCUUAUUAUCCACAAUAUUUAGCUAUGGAGCUUGACAGGUUAGGAUUUGAGGCCAGUGAUAACCUCAAAAUCUCUAAGGCAAUGAGAUCGGAUCCAUCGAAUAUAGAGGUUUUUAAGGUUAUUAAAACGGAUGCGGGGAAGAUUGCAUAUGCUCGUGACUUUUUGGAUAACUAAUUUAGUAAAGUAGUGGACUACAUAUUUCUGUUUAUGUAUGGGAGGAUUAUAAUUAUGAACAAUUAGGUUUGAAACUUAUGAACUUGUUGUAUGGUGGUGGAUGUUUGUUUCUAAAUUUGCAUGUAAGGAUAAUUUUAUGAUUAUGUGUUAUGUUUUAGAAUAUUCAUAUGCGCGUGAUUGAGUUGAUUUAUUGAUUUUUUAAUUGUAUUACUAUAUUAUAUUAUAAUGUAUUCUUAUAUGCAGGAAUAUUAAAUGGCAAGGAAAAGAGUUUAUGUUGUGUUUAAAGGUAGAGAACCAGGGAUAUAUAAUUCUUGGCCUGAAUGUCAUCAACAAGUGCAAGGAUUUAGAGAUAAUUUAUAUCAAGCAUAUAAUACAACCCAAGAAGCUGAAAUUGCAUAUGUUGAGUAUGUAGAACAACGGAUGCGGAAUCGUAAUGACGCAAAUCUAAUACGAAAUACCACCGCACAUACACAUGCUCAAUUGAACAAUGAAUGGCGUAAUGGUUUUAUAGUAGGUUUUUUAUUUGGAUUGCUAUCAACAAGUGUAUUUACUUAUUUGUUUUAUAAGUAAAUUAUCCUUGUAAAAUCCAAUAUAUUUAUAUUUAUGUAGUACUUGUUAUUUGAAUUGCUACAUGUGAAAUCUAUAUACAUAUACGUAUAAUUUGGA